Tachysurus vachellii is the source of this 1441-nucleotide messenger RNA. RefSeq lists its product as uncharacterized. The record is from RefSeq and is a predicted model, not a curated record. The transcript is spliced from 8 exons. NCBI's taxonomy places the organism in Eukaryota, Metazoa, Chordata, Actinopteri, Siluriformes, Bagridae. Bases 144 to 746 code for a protein of 200 amino acids.
UGUAUGUUUCAUGCAUCAUCACACAAACACUAUUUGCUUCUUGUGAGCAGGUUCAGCUACAUGUGAUGUGAAAUCUUAACAUUUUAGUGAUUUUUAUUUUACACUUCUACACUAACAAACGCUUCCUGGGUGUUUCUUAACCCAUGUGGUUAUGGAGAAACAGGAAGUUUACAGCAAGAAAAGACAGAAAAACCUUUUCAAGUAAAUCUUGCAAUAUACAGGGCUUGUGUCUGCUCAGCUUUGGACAUCUCUUCAGUAUGGCACUUUCACUGUGGAUAACGAUUAUUAGCAUAUGUUGUAUGUACUCCGAAGUCACCAGUACAGUUGUAGGUGAUACUUCUGUUUCAGCAGAUACUGUUAAUGGAACCACUGAACCAACAAAUACAGGCUUGACUUCCACACAAAUCACAUACAUUAGCAUUUGCAUUCCAUUAGCUGUUGUCCUGCUAGCAGCUAUUAUUACAAUAGUGCUAGUGUUUAUCUACAGACGAAAAAGGGGACGGGGUUGUUUACAUCAGGAGUCAAUCUUCUAUGGAAAUGCUGGAAAUGUGUCUAUGGAAGUGGAUCAUAAUGUGUACAAACCAAAAGAAAAGGAAAAGGACGACUAUGGAUCAAAGCCACCUUUAACAACUAAAGAGGAGCCAAUAUACAUCAACGUCCAGGGUAAAUGUUCUGUGGAGCCAAAUGUGGCUGGUGAUCGAACUGAAAAUAUCUACUGUAAUGUUGGCUAUGAUACGCAGCAGUAGGACACAAACGAUCAUACAUUAAGAUCAUGGCAGUAUCAUCACAUCAUUUGUUGAAAGACUUGAUAUUAUAAAUAUAUUAUUCUUUAUGUACAGCUUAAAUGAAUCAUGGAAUGUAACUGAAUUGCAUUAGCCUUUCCCUCACAUCUCUAAGGUACGUAUAAAGUCAUGAAAAACAUGCUAUUUUAAAUGGUUUAUUUAUUAGCUGCAAAAGAAAAUUAUGAAUAUGAUACUGAGAAAUCAGCAUAUGCAUUAAAUUUUUAUUAGAUGACUGUUAAAUGUUCAUCAGGAAAUAAAAGCUAAAGCAAUUUUGUGUUGUAUUAUUUAUAUUACAUUCACAUUUAGUAUUAUUACUAUAUAUAUAACAAUUUUUUUUUCUGAUCUAUCAGGUUCUGCAUUUGAUUUCCUCUUUCUCUUUCUAUGUUGCAAAAUGUCAUGUUCUAAAAAAACAUUAAGUACAAACCAGUGUUUUGCAACAAAUUACCCUGAAAUGGAAAUUCACAUAUAAUGAUAAUGAACUCUGCUUUUGGAAAAUGGAAACUAUGCUAUGUGUUAUUUUUUAUUAAAUUGUUUUCUCUCUGUAAACACCUUCUUUGUAAUUGUUGUUACUGAAGAAAGAGGUCAGAUCACAGGAUAAACAAGGCAUUCAAAAAGAAGGUCUUUAUGUUAAAUAAUGCUUUUAUGUUGGUCAGUGCAUC